This is a messenger RNA of Aureobasidium pullulans EXF-150, 1594 nucleotides long. Its product is annotated as putative sugar transporter STL1. The transcript has 6 exons. The record is from RefSeq and is a predicted model, not a curated record. NCBI's taxonomy places the organism in Eukaryota, Fungi, Ascomycota, Dothideomycetes, Dothideales, Saccotheciaceae. Gene Ontology annotation, molecular function: carbohydrate:proton symporter activity. Bases 1 to 1551 code for a protein of 516 amino acids. Gene Ontology annotation, cellular component: membrane. Gene Ontology annotation, biological process: carbohydrate transport; transmembrane transport.
AUGGCGGGCUCUCUCGACAAGAUUCAGGGCAAGACGCUCUACAGAAUCAUGAGUGCGGCUUGUGGUUCUGCCUUCAUGCUUUAUGGCUGGGAUGCUGGAGUUCUCGGUGGCAUCCAAGAGACGCCCCAGUUUCGUGCGGCCAUCGGCAACCCUCAAGGAGCUUUUAUCAUCCCUGUCAUCGCUUCUGUCUACAACCUCGCGGCAGGAGUCAUGUCGCUCUGUGUCAGUUUCUUCGGCAUGCAGAUUGGUAGAAAGGGCACAAUUCUACUUGGAUGUCUCCUCAUCAAUAUCGGCGCACUUCUUCAGGCUUCUACCUACUCUGUCGGCCAGAUGAUCGUUGGUCGUAUCGUCACUGGGGCUGGUAUUGGUUGUAUCGCCAGUGCUGUUCCUACUUAUAUGGCCGAGAUGUCCCUCGAGGCCAGCGAGCGUGGACCCGAAGUUUCGUACCAACUCGCUCUUCUUAUCACCGGUGUCGCUCUUGCAUACUGGAUCGAUCUCGGAUUCGUGCAAGGUCUCGACAGACACCCAUGGCUUUGGCGCAUUCCUUUGGCACUGCAGGCCUGCUUCGCAAACUUUUCCGCCAUUCUCCUCUUCAUGCUGCCAGAUACUCCUCGUUGGUACUACGCUCGAGGCCGUGAAGCGCAAGGUGACAAAGUCUUGGCUCGUCUGCACAUGUUGCCAGUUGGUCAUCAAUCAGUACAAGCAGUCAAGGCUGAGAUCAUGGCUUCGCUUGAAGAGGAGGAUGAGACCGGAAAGAUCAGCAUCGUUACAUUGUUCUGGGACAACACUGAGCUGCAAUUCGGUCGUCGUCUGCGUACAUCCUUCUUGAUCAAUUGGGCACAACAAUUCCUCGGUAUCAACAUGUUGGUCUACUUCUCUACGCAGAUCUUCACAAACCUCAACUACUCGCCGCUUCUGUCUGGUAUACUCGCGGGUGUUUUGAAUACAUGCUUUGCUGUCGCAUCGUAUCCUCCCAUCUGGUACAUUGAAAAAGUUGGGCGUCGCGCUAUGAUGAUCUGGUCCGCCCUUGGCUGUGGCGUCUGCAUGCUUAUCUACAUCGUUCUUACGACACUGCCAGCGAACAAGUCUUCUGCUGCCACCAACUGGGCCGCUGUCGCAAUCAUCAUCCUGUACGAAGUCGUCUUUGCCUUUGGUUGGCUCGGCACUUGCUGGGUCUACGGACCAGAGAUUGCGCCACUAAAGUACCGACACGUUGCCGGCAGUCUUGGAGCUGCAGGUGAAUGGUUCUCGACUUUCGUCAUGGUCUUUGGAGGUGGUACCGGCAUCAAUGCUGUCGGCCCCAAGAUCUUCAUCUGGCCACUGUUGUGCUGCUUCCUGGCUGCUGCAUACGUUUACUUCCUGUGUCCUGAGACGACUGGAAAGACCCUUGAGGAGAUUGAUGCGCUGUUCGCAAGAUCGCCCGAGGUUCGCGAGCGACUAGAGAGGGAGAUUGCUCAACGCAGAGCUAGAGUCAUGCCGUAUGGCAAGGAAUUCCCCAGGCCCUCUACCGAGAUGGAAAAGAUGGGAGUCUCGACUGUCGAGAAGAUCUAAUGGUUCCGCAACCGUAAGUACCGAGAUAUAACGAAGACGUAAG